CAGUUUAAUAAAUUGGAAAGAUGAACGCCGAUAUUUCUCUCAUGUCUCGGAUAGUCUCCGACACUGAUGGGGAUACAAUGCAGACGUUGAAGUUUGGCGGUUGUCACCAGAAAGACACUGCAUUUAACAAGGUGCGGAGCUUCAGUGACACCCAGGCGGGAUCUUCGCCAGAGAGCAAGCACGUGAUAGAUGAGCUCGAGGUCAUCAAGUUCCACAUUGAAGUCCAAACUCGAACCAUUGAAUCCUUGAAUCAGACUGUGAGCCUCUUGGCGAAGGAACGAAGCCACCAUCAGCAGCAGAUCCGACUACUAGAGGCGGAGGUGAGGAGACUGAGCAUGUGUAGCAACAUCGAAGAGGACAGGAUUAACCUGAUGAUAGACAGAAAGAUUGAAGACUGGAAGAAGGAGCUGUGCUCAAACCCAACCAAUUCACAAGACCCGACCCAACAAGCAGAAAACAAGGUGCAAUCAAUGGAUACCAACAACCAUACCGAAGAACUUGCGACAGAAAUACACGAGAGCAAAAAAUUUCUAUGGGAAGAAUGCGAAUCAUUGCAUAAAGAAAUAGAGCAAAUUAACAGAAAGCUAACUAUUCAAGAGGAUGAUCUGUUAAGUAGUUUGACAGAUUGCAAAAUACUCAGGCAGAACCAAAAGAAAUAUAAUCAGAUUCUAGAAAGACUAAUACAAAGAUGCAGACAAAUACAGUCACUGGAUCCUGAACAGGAGCUAAAAGAUAUUAAGUUGGCAAUGGUCGACAUGCAGGAGCAGAUUCAGAACCUGUGCUAUUCCAGCAAAGGAAACACGACCGUAGCCAAGAUUAACAGAGGUAGAUGUAUUGAUAACACAAGGAAAGAGUUGAUGGUGAAACAAAUGUGCAAUACUUCAGAUUCUGAGACUGAUACAUGGUAAAAGAGUUCAAGAGUAAGCUUUUGACGGCUGCUGCCCAUAAUUCCAUCAUCUUCGACCAACUGCCCAAACAACAUCAUAGUCAACAUUAUACCAGCAGCCAGAUGCUCAAUAAAGUGAAAAUACACAAAC
Molecule: messenger RNA, 1037 nt
Organism: Amblyraja radiata (thorny skate)
Lineage: Eukaryota; Metazoa; Chordata; Chondrichthyes; Rajiformes; Rajidae
Exons: 11
Coding region: 21-908 (295 amino acids)
Source: RefSeq, a predicted model, not a curated record